This is a messenger RNA of Epithele typhae, 2706 nucleotides long. Its product is annotated as P-loop containing nucleoside triphosphate hydrolase protein. The record is from RefSeq and is a predicted model, not a curated record. Bases 1 to 2706 code for a protein of 901 amino acids. Lineage: Eukaryota; Fungi; Basidiomycota; Agaricomycetes; Polyporales; Epitheliaceae. The transcript is spliced from 7 exons. Gene Ontology annotation, biological process: cellular response to heat. Gene Ontology annotation, molecular function: ATP binding; ATP hydrolysis activity. Gene Ontology annotation, cellular component: cytosol; cytoplasm.
AUGGCAUCUUCUAUGAACUUCACCGACAAGACUCAGGAGUCGCUUGCCGCCGCAAUCCAGCUCUGCAAGGACUAUGCCAAUGCACAGGGUAUUCCACCCGCACAUAUGGCCUUCGUCUUCCUCAACGAGGGUCAGGGCGACGCGAACGCGACUUCCGGUUCACAUUCUCUUUUCGCAUCGGUCAUUGAGAAGGCCGGUGGCGAUGUCACCACUGUUCGGAGGGGUGUCCAAAAGCUCAUCGUCCGGCUUCCCACUCAAUCACCCCCGCCCGACGAGAUCUCGCUCAGUUCGGCGGCUAUGAAGGUCCUCCGUGAAGCCGACAAACUCCGCAAGACGAUGCACGAUUCCUAUAUCGCCCAGGACCACGUUCUCGCCGGGCUCAUCAAGGACCCCUCGAUUGCUCCCGUCCUCAAGGAAGCGGGGAUGACCGAGAAAGUCCUCAAGACCGCCCUCGAACAGAUCCGUGGAAACCGUCGCGUCGACAGCAAGAACGCAGAGCAGGGCUUCGAUGCCUUGAACAAGUACGCCACCGACCUCACCGCCCUCGCUGAGGAGGGCAAGCUCGACCCCGUGAUCGGCCGUGACAACGAAAUCCGCCGCGUUGUUCGCAUCCUUUGCAGAAGGACAAAGAACAACCCUGUGCUUGUUGGCGAGCCCGGUGUCGGCAAGUCCGCUAUCGCCGAGGGUCUCGCUCAACGCAUUGUCAACCGCGACGUUCCCGCAUCCCUUAUCUGCCGUCUCUACUCCCUCGACAUGGGUGCGCUGAUGGCUGGCGCCAAGUACAAAGGCGAGUACGAGGAGCGCAUCAAGUCCGUCCUGGACGAAGUCGACAAGGCCUCCCAGGACGGCACCGGCGUCAUCCUCUUUAUCGACGAGCUCCACCUCAUCAUGGCCGGCCAAGGCUCAGAGGGCGGAGGCAUGGACGCCGCCAACCUGUUCAAACCUCUGCUCGCCCGUGGCAAGCUCCGGUGCAUCGGCGCCACUACCCUCUCCGAAUAUCGCAAGUACAUCGAGAAGGACCCGGCGCUCGAGCGUCGGUUCGCCCAGGUCCUCGUGAACGAACCCACCGUUUCGGAGACCAUCUCCAUCCUGCGCGGCAUUCGUGAGAAGUACGAGGUUCAUCACGGUGUCCGCAUCCUCGACGGCUCCCUCAUCUCAGCCGCGACCCUCGCCCACCGGUACCUCACGUCCAGGAGGUUGCCCGACUCCGCUAUCGACUUGGUCGAUGAAGCCUGUGCUAGCGUACGCGUAACCCGGGAGACUGCUCCCGAAGAGAUCGAUCAGCUCCAGCGUCGCAAGCUCGAACUCGAGGUCGAGAUCCACGCCCUCGAGCGCGAGAAGGACGACGCCUCCAAGGAGCGUCUCGUGGUCGCCCGCAAGGCCAUCGCCGACGUCGAGGACAUGCUCACCCCUCUCCAAGCCGCGUACGAAGCCGAGAAGCAGCGCAGCGACGAGAUCAAUAUCGUCCGCCGGCGCAUCGACGAAGUGAAGGCCAAAGCUGACGAGGCCGAGCGCCGCUACGAUCUCGCGACCGCCUCCGAUCUCCGUUACUACGCCCUCCCCGACCUCCAGAACAGGCUCACCCACCUCGAGGCGAAGAAGUCCGAGGAGGAUGCCCGCCGCGGCGCAGGUACGGAUACCGUCACUCCCGACCAAAUAGCGGAGAUCGUUGCAAGGUGGACCAACAUCCCGGUGACCCGCUUGAUGAGCACGGAGAAGGAGAAGCUCUUGGGCAUGGAGAAGAUCCUCGCGGAGAACGUCGUCGGCCAGCCCGAGGCGGUCAAGGCGGUCGCGAACGCGAUUCGCCUCAGCCGCUCUGGUCUACGCAACGCAAACCGCCCCAUCGCCAGCUUCCUCUUCGCUGGUCCAUCGGGUACCGGUAAGACGCUGAUGAGCAAGACUCUCGCGACCCUCCUUUUCGACUCGCCCGACGCGAUGAUCCGCAUCGAUGGGUCCGAGUACUCAGAGAAGCACUCGAUCGCUCGUCUCAUCGGCGCUCCUCCGGGCUACAUCGGUCACGACCAGGGCGGCCAGCUCACGGAGUACAUUCGCCGGAAGCCGUACUCGAUUGUGCUCAUCGACGAGAUCGAGAAGGCGUCAAGAGAGUUUUACCAGCUCUUCCUCCAAGUGCUCGACGACGGUCGUCUGACGGACGGCCAAGGCCGCAUCGUCGACUUCCGCAACACGGUCAUCAUCAUGACGAGCAACCUGGGCGCGGUCUUCCUCAAUGAGAUGGGCUCGGGUCCGGUCAAGACCUCGACGCGCGAGCUCGUCAUGGGCGCGAUCCGCAACCACUUCCCGCCCGAGUUCAUCAACCGUGUCGACGAGAUUGUCAUCUACCGCACACUCUCCCGCCAGAACGUCCUGAAGAUCGUCGACGUCCGGCUGAAGGAGGUCCAGGAACGCCUCGCGGACCGGAAGAUCAGGCUCGAGCUCGACGAGGCGGCGAAGAACUACCUGAUGUCGGUCGGAUACACGCCCGCGUACGGCGCGCGGCCGCUCAACCGCGCAAUCCAGCAGGAGCUCCUCAACCCGCUCUCAGUCAUGAUUCUUUCUGAGCGUGUCCGGGACGGUGAGGUCGUCCGCGUCCACUUCGAUGGCCCGCACAACCGGCUCCAAAUCCUACCCAACCACGAGGGUACUGGCGAGAGCAUGGACGUCGACUGGGACGCCGAUGACGACAUCGACAUCGAGGAGAUGGACUGA